Suillus clintonianus is the source of this 1608-nucleotide messenger RNA. RefSeq lists its product as uncharacterized. Bases 1 to 1608 code for a protein of 535 amino acids. NCBI's taxonomy places the organism in Eukaryota, Fungi, Basidiomycota, Agaricomycetes, Boletales, Suillaceae. The record is from RefSeq and is a predicted model, not a curated record. Gene Ontology annotation, molecular function: DNA binding. Gene Ontology annotation, biological process: DNA integration; DNA recombination. The transcript has a single exon.
AUGGGCGGAGGCCGUCGCUGUGGAAUUAGGACUGCGUCUCGCGUUGCACCUCAGUUAGUUGCUGGUAUUUUCUGGCCCAUUCCCUCGCUCAUCUCUAGCUGCAGACUUGUUGAAUCAUGUGGGCCCCCACAAACAUGUAUUCCUGGUUCGUUCAGACAACGCGGGAAUCGUCGCCGUAACCAACAAAGGUCGAUCGCGGAGCAACGCUACCAACAUCAUCCUCAAGCACAUCUUCGCGCUGCAAACGCAACACGAUAUCCGCAUUCGCACGGAGUACGUACCCAGUCGAGAAAACAUUGCGGACGCUCUUUCCCGUGGCGACAUCACAACAUUUUUAGCAGGUUUCCCUCUUGUGGCCCAGAAAGCCUCUUUCCCCUUACCGGAGCACCUAGCAGACAAACUGACAUCAUUGUAGCAUCUGCUCGCAUACCUUCCUUUCCCAUCGCUAGUGCCCUUCCUCCAGUGCCACCUGUGUCGUCUCGGACCCUAAGCCUCAACCCUUCCCCUUUCCGUCCCCACUGCCGUGCAGAGGAACGCUUGUUCCUAUGGCGGGGGCCAAACACUCCACCACUCGCUACGAUUGCCCAUCCAAUCAUCGAGCAUAUAGCGAGCUUGGCUUCUAGAGCCUCUCUUCGUGAUACUGCUAGCUAUGGUGCUGGCCUCCGCAAGUUCCAUUUAUUUUGUGAUAUAUUUUCGGUGCCAGAACAUGAUCGCCUCCCAGCCUCUUUCGAACUUCUGCAUUCAUUCGCGCUGUGGGCAGUAUCUGAUCCCUCAUCAAACGAUCUUGCCCUCGGUACACUAACAUCAAUCUCUUUCGAACCUGUUUCAGUUGGCGUCGCGAGAAAGUACCUUGCUGCAGUUCGUGCCUGGCACAUUGUGCAUGGCUGGCACCCCCCGUUGUCAGAGGACAACCACGCGAGGAUCAAUUGGUCACUCCGAGGUUUAGACAACCUACUCAGCUCUCGUCGCCGUCCCCUCCGCCCGCCCGUUACCCUUAACAUGCUGCAUGCACUCAAGGCCACCUUAUCCCUCACGGAGCCCUUCGACGCUUGCAUUUGGGCGAUGGCGAGUUGUGCCUUCUUCGGCAUGAUGCGCUUCGGUGAGGUAUCAGUGGAAUCGAGGGCAGCUUUCAAGCCCUCGAAGCACCUAACUCGCAAGGAUGUCUUUUUAGGAACUGACCUCGUCGGGAAGGCUUAUGCCCGUCUGGACCUACCCUCAGCCAAGACUGCCCGUCCAGGUGACACCCAGUCCGUCUUCCUCGUGGCUCAAGGCCCACUCUGCCCACUAGCUGCACUCCAGAACCUGGCUUCUGUUGUGCCCGCGCUCCCACACGACCCGUUAUUUUCUUGGCGUGAUCGCGCAGGUACCGUUCGUCCCAUGGUAAAGCAGCGUGCGCUUGCACGCAUCAACUGCAUCACCACAGCAUGGGGUUGGGGCACAGCCUUUGGACACUCGUUCCGCAUAGGAGGGGCAUCCUUCUACCUAGCCAAAAAGGUGGAUCCAGAGAUCGUACGCCUAGCCGGCCGCUGGCGCUCGUUGGCCUACGAAACAUACAUUCGGGCCUUCGAGCAGGUGGCCACCCAGCACCUGGGUGACCUGGCAUCAUAG